Acanthoscelides obtectus is the source of this 410-nucleotide messenger RNA. The record is from the annotation of a GenBank genome assembly. NCBI's taxonomy places the organism in Eukaryota, Metazoa, Arthropoda, Insecta, Coleoptera, Chrysomelidae.
AUGUCGUCAAAUAUCGUCAAAUGUCAACUAUUAGACGUAAAAAACAAUGCAUUAAUUUUACAAAAGUGCAAGAAUCUUGGAGACUCCUUCCAAACAAACUUAAAAUUUGUCCAGCAUUAUGAAAACAUUGUAUGACUUAUUAGUAGCAGUCGAGAGAGAAAUAGAUGCUACAUUAUCCUAGCAAAACAGCCAAACCAAACUAAGACCGCAUACGCGUUUUAACAAUACUUUAUAGUGGAUAUCGGCUUGACCAGUUAUGCUGUUGAGACCUAGGCUAAGCAAGCAUCUCCAGAACAAAGCAAUGACUUAUACGAGCGAUGCCUUGAGACCGUUUCAUAAAAAAUUGUACUUUUUCAGACUUAUAAUAAUAUUAUGACUAACUGGAAAUGUGUUGAAAAUAAUAAAAUAAG